AUGGCAACAUCGAGUCCCACACGGUUCGUAAUAUUUCCAGCUAUUCUCUUCCUCAUUGUUCUCAUCCCUUUGUACCUGUCACCCAUAAAUCGAAACCAAAGCAUCCUCCUCCAUUUGCUCCCUACGCAUUCAAACCAUUCAGAGACCACUCACCAAACCUUUCAAACCUCAUCAUCCCCAUCUUUGUUGCCGAAAAAUGAUUCUGCAGAUGGGGUUCCCUCAACUUCCACUGAUGGAGCCAGAGCAACUAACGACAUAAGGAAGCGUUUCAGAGAGAAAAUGAGUCAUGUGGAGAGGAUUGAAGAAGGUCUGGCGAGAGCCCGAGCUGCCAUACGCAGGGCGAUUCGGACGAGGAAUUAUACUUCAGAAAAGGACGAAGCCUUCAUCCCAAGAGGAGACGUCUACAGAAAUCCAUACGCAUUUCAUCAGUUAAGUUCAAAGCUAAUUCAUUCUAUUGAGGAAGAAUAAUUUAAUUUCUAAACUAGA
Molecule: messenger RNA, 486 nt
Organism: Vitis riparia (riverbank grape)
Lineage: Eukaryota; Viridiplantae; Streptophyta; Magnoliopsida; Vitales; Vitaceae
Product: probable glycosyltransferase At5g20260
Exons: 2
Coding region: 1-468 (155 amino acids)
Source: RefSeq, a predicted model, not a curated record